This is a messenger RNA of Nakaseomyces glabratus, 1956 nucleotides long. It is a transcript of the gene DBP6, whose product is annotated as putative ATP-dependent RNA helicase DBP6. NCBI's taxonomy places the organism in Eukaryota, Fungi, Ascomycota, Saccharomycetes, Saccharomycetales, Saccharomycetaceae. Gene Ontology annotation, molecular function: ATP binding; nucleic acid binding. The record is from RefSeq and is a predicted model, not a curated record. Gene Ontology annotation, cellular component: nucleus.
AUGUUUGCUGCAAGAUUUGACCCAACAAAGGUUGUUCGGGAAGAACCCAAGAUUAUACCGCAGAAAAGAGCAAUUCCCGAUGACGUUGAAAGUAGUGAUUCUGAUCAGGAUAUAGAGGAUGGUGUUGAGGUUGGCGCUGUAUCUAAGGAGCAGUCAGGUACUGAUGUGACUACAACAAGGGCUGUUGAUGGUAAAAGUGAGAGCGACAGUGAAAGCGAAAGUGAGAGCGAAAGUGAUAGUGAUGAUGAAAUGAAUUUUGAUAUGGGAGGUAGCUCUUCAUCCUCUGAUGAUGAUGAAGUGUCCAGCAAGGAUGCAGAUGUGGAUGAUGAUGGCAAGCACACCUCGGUGUUAUCCAGGUUCAAGAAGACACUGUCCAUACAAGAUAAAAUAUCAGCACUGGAAGAGGCUAAUACACAGGAUAUACUAGAAGAUGGAGAAGCACAUGACUUAGCACAGAUUCCUCAACCUGCAGUGGUGAGAGAUAAGAAACUACAAGUAAAGGACAUAUCUGAAAUGAAAAACACAGCAUUUAGGGACACUAGGAAAGUACACUAUGAUAAUAGCAUGACUAAAUCAUUCGAAGAAUAUAGUGAUGACCUUACACCAAAACUGUUGAAUAAUAUCGAAAAGUAUUUUUCGAAAAGUACAUUUCCAAUUCAGACCGCUAUGCUAGACCAAUAUCUAAAGCUAAUAAAUUUCACACUAAAGACAUCGAAAAAGAAUUUUACUAGAAGAAUUGGUGACAUCUUAGUUAAUGCAUCAACGGGUUCUGGUAAAACAUUAGCAUACUCCAUCCCAAUAAUACAAACACUUUCCUCUAGAACAGUGAACAAACUUCGUGUUCUAAUAAUAUUACCAACAAAGCUGUUGAUCAAUCAAGUCUUUCAAACCAUGUCUCAAUUAGCAGAAGGUACAAGCUUAGUUAUUACGGUUUCCAAACUAGAAAACUCCUUCAAUGAAGAACAUAAAAGAUUGCUGAAGACAGAGCCAGAUAUUUUUAUUACUACGCCAGGUCGUCUAGUAGAUCAUUUAACAAAUAGCUCAAUUUCUCUAAGGAACUUGAAGUUCUUGGUAUUAGAUGAAGCUGAUAGAUUACUAAAUCAAUCCUUUCAGAAUUGGAUUCCUGAAGUUAUGAGUAAGUUCAAAUCAGAUAAAUUUGAUCAAAUGCCGGGUAGUAUCAUCAAAAUGGUCUUUAGUGCCACGCUGACAACAAAUACAGAAAAAUUGAAUGAUCUGCAGUUAUACAAUCCUACUCUGUUUGCUACAGAUUCAGUAAAACUCUACAAUCUUCCCCCUACUUUGCAGGAAUACCAACUACAGAUUCCAUCUGCCAAAAGCGUUUACAAGCCUUUGUAUCUGUUAAAAUUACUUGAACAAUUGAGUGGUGGAAAAACUUUGGUGUUUGUUAGAUCUAAUGAAUCCUCAUUGAAGCUAGAAGUUUUGUUAAAAUCUCUAAUUAAAGGCCAUAUGACAACACUACAAAUUGUAGUGCAUUCAAUUAAUUCCAACAAUAGUAAGGCAGAAAAUCGUCGCUUAGUCACUGAUUUCACUAAAGAGUCCUUACCAAAUCAAACAAAUGUUUUAAUUACAACAGAUCUUAUGUCUAGAGGUAUCGAUAUUGAAAACAUAGCAAACGUCAUAAACUAUGAUGUUCCAAUUUCAUCACAACAAUAUGUACAUAGAUGUGGUAGAACAGCUAGAGCAAAUAAAGAUGGUAAGGCCUACAACAUGCUGGUUGGUAAAGGUGAAGCACAAUUUUGGAAAGAUAGUAUAGACGAAGAUAUUAGCAGAGAUGUGUCUGGUUGUAAACCUAUAUCCUAUAAUGAUUCCUAUAACAAAGUGCAUGGCGAUGAAAACGCUAGGACAUCUGAGCCAACAAGAGACCUGUUUACCUCAAUUGACUCGGAAACAUCUGAUAAGUACAAUGAAAUACUUAAGAAUCUUACACAAAAGUAG